Messenger RNA from Bradysia coprophila, 1176 nucleotides. RefSeq names its product L-rhamnose-binding lectin CSL3-like. Lineage: Eukaryota; Metazoa; Arthropoda; Insecta; Diptera; Sciaridae. The record is from RefSeq and is a predicted model, not a curated record. Gene Ontology annotation, molecular function: carbohydrate binding.
GGAAAAACGUAAAUAAUUGGCUUUGACAUAAUUUCCCAAAAUAACCUCACACGCCUUAGGUAUGUACCUAACAAACUAUCUAUAAAGACGAUCGUUUUUCCGUCUUGACUAUCAUUUUACUUUACAUUGUCCGGAUGAUGUUAAAGAUGACACCAGGAAGUUGUUUUAAGUUUAUUUUCAAUAUUUUAUUGUUAAUAUCAACGUAUUCAGUGUUAGUUUUCGCAGGCAAGCCUAUAAAGAAAAUCACCUGCGAAGGUAACACAUUAAAUAUUAGUUGUGGUGCUGGAGUGAUCCACGUGAUUAGGGAAAACUAUGGUAGACUGUCCAAAAAUGUUUGCACCAAUGGGAUUGUCGUCAAUCCUCAUUUGCAUUGCAUGGCAAUUGAGACCCCGAACAUCGUUCGCAGCAGAUGUUCGAAUAUGCACAGCUGCAGUAUACCAGCCACCAACAGUGUCUUCGGAGACCCGUGUGACGGCACCAGCAAAUAUUUGGAAGUGGAAUAUAAAUGUAUAGCGUCUCCGGCAGCAGCCAAACAAACGAUAGCUUGUGAGUGGACAACCUUAAAUAUUGGUUGUCCAGCAGGGUAUAUAAUUGACGUAUUACGCGUAACCUAUGGUCGAAUGUCUGGAACGAUCUGUGCUGAUAGUGGUAGAGUGCGGAAUCAGUUUUGUCAAGCAAGAAAUGGCUACGAGAUAGUCGACCUUUACUGUUCCUAUCAGCAACAAUGUUCUAUACCAGCUCUAAAUAGCGUUUUCGGAGAUCCAUGUCCUGAUACCAGCAAAUAUUUGGACGUUCAGUACCAAUGCCUGCCAAUGACAACUCCAAUCAAACAUGCCGUUGCUUGUGAGUGGACCCAUUUGUAUAUCGGAUGUGAUCCAGGCAAAGUCAUUUCCGUUUUGCGCGCAAACUUUGGCCGGUUGUCGUCAAGUGUUUGUAACUAUGAUGGCAAGGCGGCAAUUCGUCGUGAUUUUUGCUCGUCGGAUCGAAGUCUAACAGUUGUCAACGGCGCUUGCUCGGGUCAACAGUUUUGCAGUGUUCCAGCAACGAUUCAAACCUUUGGAGAUCCGUGUGGGGAUACUAACAAAUAUUUGGAGGUCGAUUACAUUUGCAGUUGAAUGUAAAGAAAAAAUAUUAAAAUGACCUCGAAAGCUUGUCUAGCCUUAUUAAUCCGUUUCU